CGGGAAUUUAGGCAUCUAUCUGAGCCCCAUAUCCAGUAUUUCCUUUGGAUACUCAGGAAUGGGGAAGGGCCAGCAUCGCAUGCCCACUAAAGAUGAGUUAGUCCAGCGAUAUAAUCGAAUGAACACUAUGCCACAGAGUCGCCCCAUACAGUCACGCUUCCUCCAGAGCAGGAACUUAAACUGCAUCGCUCUCUGUGAAGUGAUCACAUCCAAAGACCUGCAGAAACAUGGCAACAUCUGGGUGUGUCCGGUGUCUGACCACGUCUGCACACGCUUCUUCUUCGUGUAUGAGGACGGUCAGGUGGGAGACGCAAACAUCAACACGCAGGAGCCCAAGAUCCAGAAGGAGAUCAUGCGUGUGAUCGGCACCCAGAUCUACUCCAGCUGAGGGGCUUCCUUUCCUCCGCUCUGUCCAUCUCUACUUGCUUCCGUCCU
This is a messenger RNA of Cyprinus carpio (common carp), 435 nucleotides long. Its product is annotated as protein mono-ADP-ribosyltransferase PARP6-like. Gene Ontology annotation, molecular function: protein serine/threonine kinase activator activity; NAD+ poly-ADP-ribosyltransferase activity; kinase binding. Lineage: Eukaryota; Metazoa; Chordata; Actinopteri; Cypriniformes; Cyprinidae. Gene Ontology annotation, cellular component: endoplasmic reticulum tubular network; nuclear envelope; intracellular anatomical structure. Gene Ontology annotation, biological process: endoplasmic reticulum unfolded protein response. The transcript has 5 exons. The record is from RefSeq and is a predicted model, not a curated record. Bases 59 to 388 code for a protein of 109 amino acids.